Trifolium medium is the source of this 454-nucleotide messenger RNA. The record is from the annotation of a GenBank genome assembly. Lineage: Eukaryota; Viridiplantae; Streptophyta; Magnoliopsida; Fabales; Fabaceae.
AUGAUGUAUCUUAUCUUGGAUAGUGCUUGGGUGAGUCCCGUGCACGUGGUACCUAAGAAAGGUGGAAUGACCGUUGUCCGAAACGACAAGAAUGAAUUGAUUCCUACAAGGACCGUCACGGGGUGGCAGAUGUGUAUUGAUUACCGGCGGUUGAACACCGCCACAAGAAAAGACCACUUUCCUCUACCGUUCAUGGACCAAAUGCUUGAGAGGUUGGAGGGCCAAGCCUAUUACUGUUUCUUAGAUGGUUACUCCGGGUAUAACCAAAUCACGGUUGACCUGGAAGAUCAAGAGAAGACGGCGUUGACUUGCCCCGUUGGAAUUUUUGCUUACCAGAGGAUGCCGUUUGGGCUUUGCAAUGCACCGACAACCUUCCAAAGGUGUAUGCUAGCCAUCUUUUCCGAUAUGAUGGAAAACACCAUGGAGGUGUUCAUGGAUGAUUUCUCGGUUUUCG